Oncorhynchus tshawytscha (Chinook salmon) is the source of this 1885-nucleotide messenger RNA. Its product is annotated as cell wall protein DAN4-like. NCBI's taxonomy places the organism in Eukaryota, Metazoa, Chordata, Actinopteri, Salmoniformes, Salmonidae. The transcript is spliced from 5 exons. The record is from RefSeq and is a predicted model, not a curated record. The coding region runs from base 320 to 1465 and encodes 381 amino acids.
CAGAAACACCCUGCUGUCAAGUGUGUAGCUGACAGAGACUCUGUUGUGGAACUGAACUAGCUGGUAGUAUAGUAAAAUAACUGUAACAGUAUAGUAACUGUGAUAGUAAAGUAACUUUAACAGUAUAGUAACUGUGAUAGUAAAGUAACUAACAGUAUAGUAACUGUGAUAGUAAAGUAACUUUAACAGUAUAGUAACUGUGAUAGUAAAGUAACUUUAACAGUAUAGUAACUGUGGUAGUAAAGUAACUUUAACAGUAUAGUAACUGUGGUAGUAAAGUAACUUUAACAGUAUAGUAACUGAGGAGUAACUGUCCAGAAUGAAGAUACUCCAUGUUGUCUCCUGCUGUCUCCUCUCAGCUCUGUGUGUUGUGGUGUCAGCUGUCACUAAGGAAGUGGUAGGAGGACAAGUCACUGUGGGCUGCUCGUUCACUUUGGCAGGGAACAACAACAAAUACUUCUGCAAGGGGACAUGUUCUGGUGGAGACAUUCUGGUUGAAACUAAUGGUAGCAAGAAUGUAUCUCAAGGUAGAUACAGUAUAGAAGACAAGGGAGAUGGAGUCUUCUAUGUGACCAUCAAGAACCUGAGGAAGUCAGACUCUGGGACCUACUGGUGUGGAGUGGAGAGAUAUGGCCUAGACACAUACCAAGAGGAGCAUCUCACAGUUACAGAUGCUCCUCCCACUUCUACAACCUCACCUGUCACCUCCAGACCCCAUGUCUCCACAACCAUCCCAAACCUCUCUACAACAUCCUCUAACCUCUCCACAACCCUCCCAGACCUCUCUACAACAUCCCCAAACACCUCCUCAACCAUCCCAAACCUCUCUACAACAUCCCCAAACACCUCCUCAACCCUCCCAAACCACGUCAGUGGUCGCCUAUCAAGAGCUGGUCUGAUGGUGUGGACCAGUGCUGGUCUGCUAGUCAUGGUGACAGUGUUAGGACUGGUCCUGCUCCUGUUCUACAGACAGAGGAGAGGAACCAGGAGAACACCACCACCACCACCACCACCACCAGUCUCCUCCAACACACAACCCGACCCUACUGGAGAGGUUGACUGUGUGUACGAGGAGAUCAGAGAGGCAGACAGACAGACAGACACACUUCCUGUGGUCAUCUCUGUAGUCUACUCUACUGUCAAAUCACCUACCAACUCUACAACCCACCCUGCUGGCCAAGCCUCUACAACCUACCCUGCUGGCCAAGCCUCUACAACCUACCCUGCUGACCAAGCCUCUACAACCUACCCUGCUGACCAAGCCUCUACAACCUACCCUACUGACCAAGCCUCUACAACCUACCCUGCUGGCCAAGCCUCUACAACCUACCCUGCUGGCCAAGCCUCUACAACCUACCCUGCUGGCCAAGCCUCUACAACCUACCCUGCUGGCCAAGCCUCUACAACCUACCCUGCUGGCCGAGCCUCUACAACCUACCCUGCUGGCCAAGCCUCUACAACAUAACCUGCUGGCCAAGCCUCUACAACAUAACCUGCUGGCCAAGCCUCUACAACAUAACCUGCUGGCCAAGCCUCUACAACAUACCCUGCUGGCCGAGCCUCUACAACAUAACCUGCUGGCCGAGCCUCUACAACAUAACCUGCUGGCCAAGCCUCUAUAACAUAACCUGCUGGCCGAGCCUCUACAACAUAACCUGCUAGCUGAGCCUCUACAACAUAACCUGCUGGCCGAGCCACAGGUAGCCCACACUGUGAAGCCUUCGCUAACGAUGCUCUGUAAUCUACUCAUUGGUUGAACAACGUGUUACAAUAUUUUCAUGAAAGUUCUAUUAACUGAACAUUUUUCUUAACUGGCUGAUGAAGAUGAACAGUGAUGGCACACUGUGAUAUUUCACCUAAUAGAUGUGAUGGCACACUGUGAUAU